UUUUUAAAAAAAUUGUAGUACUUAGUCAUUUUAUUUCUAUUUUGAAGCCAUGCUGGGCCAAAAAGUAAUCAUUACAAUUACAUGUUAAAAUCAAUAUGGAACAUUACUUGUAAUCUUGGUAUGAGACUUAAAAUGAUAUUGUAAUAUGACAGAAGUCAGAGACUAUCAGCCAUAAUAUUGAAGAUGAACUAUAAAUAAGAGCAUAUCUAAUUAUUGUGAUAGUAAGAUGCUGAAUGGAAUCUUUAAUCAACUUUCUUAAUGCAGAGCACAAAGAGCUCUGCUGUUUUGUAUGGCAAGCUAUUUUCAUACUGCUGUGUUUAAAACUGUGUGAUUACAGUUACCAAUAGCAAUAGGAUGUAGAUACAGAAGGGAGUCCUGGUAGUUGCAAAAGUUUUUUGGCCAAUGUUUUUGCUCUCUGAAGCCUCAAGUCCACAUUUUAUAGCCUGUAAAUUAGUUUUGCUUUUCAACUGGAUUUUUAACAUAUGCUGAUAUUGGACUACAUGAAACUGAAAAUAAAAGUAUUUGAGCAUCCAGAAUAACUCCCUCAGUUUUCUCAAUGUCAUAUUAAUGAUGAAAAAAACAAUCAACAAAAAAAAGAGUCCCUUCUUUCCACCAGCAUCAGCUCUGAACAACAGAGGAUUAUAAAGCCUGAUGGUGACAAAGGGUUAUAACUUUCUGUUUUUUCACUGUACAUCCUCCCCAGUUUCAGAUUUAGCAAUGGAUAUUCUUUGUGAUGAGGAAAACCCUACUGCAAACUCCUUAAUCCAAUUAAAUCAUGAGAGAAGACUCUACAAAAAUGUUUUUGUUCCUGGAGAGGUUAACACAUCUCAUCUGUUUAACUUGACUGUGGACUCCGAAAACCUAACUAAUGUUUCAUGUGAAGGUAGCCUGACUCCGCCGUGUUAUUCAUCACUAUUUCAUCUUCCAGAGAAAAACUGGCCAGCUCUGCUGACAGUUAUAGUGAUUGUUCUAACCAUUGCUGGAAAUAUUCUUGUUAUCAUGGCUGUGUCACUGGAGAAAAAGCUACAAAAUGCCACUAAUUAUUUUCUAAUGUCACUUGCAAUAGCUGAUAUGCUACUGGGUUUCCUUGUCAUGCCUGUGUCAAUGUUAACCAUACUGUAUGGAUAUACAUGGCCUCUGCCUACAAAACUCUGUGCUGUCUGGAUCUAUUUGGAUGUGCUUUUCUCCACUGCCUCCAUCAUGCACCUCUGUGCCAUCUCUCUGGAUCGCUAUAUUGCCAUACGAAAUCCCAUCCAUCACAGUCGCUUUAACUCCAGAACUAAGGCUUUCACAAAAAUAAUUGCUGUUUGGACAAUAUCUGUUGGUAUCUCAAUGCCAGUACCUGUGUUUGGACUACAAGAUGAUUCCAAAGUGUUCAAGAAAGGUAGCUGCCUGCUGGCUGAUGAGAGCUUUGUCUUAAUAGGCUCUUUUGUGGCAUUCUUCAUUCCUUUAACCAUCAUGGUGGUCACCUAUUUUUUAACUAUAAAAUCACUUCAGAAAGAAGCUACCUUAUGCAUUAAUGACCUUGGCACAAAGACCAAGUUUACUUCAUUUAGUUUUCUCCCUCAAAGUUCUCUGUCAUCAGAGAAACUCUUUCAACGCUCUUUAAACAGAGAGCUGGGGAAUUCAGGAAGGAGGACUAUGCAGUCAAUCAGUAAUGAACAAAAAGCUUCCAAGGUACUUGGUAUCGUCUUCUUUCUGUUUGUUGUGAUGUGGUGCCCGUUUUUCAUCACCAAUGUGAUGGCAGUCAUUUGCAAGAAAUCUUGCAAUGAAGAAGUCAUUGGAGGACUGCUUAAUGUAUUUGUCUGGAUUGGCUACCUUUCUUCAGCUGUCAACCCAUUAGUAUACACAUUGUUCAAUAAAACCUACCGUUCUGCUUUCUCACGUUAUAUUCAGUGUCAAUACAAGGAGGAGAAGAAGCCUUUACAGCUGAUUUUAGUGAACACCAUACCUGCUUUAGCGUACAACUCCAGCCAACUCCAGCUAGCACAAAUGAAGAGUUUAAAAAAAGAGGCUAAAGUGAUGGCCAAGGAUUAUUCUAUGGUUACAAUUGGAAUACAUCCUUUAGAUAGUACCUCAAAGGGCAGUAUUAGCCCAGACAGCGAAAAGGUUAGUUGUGUGUGACUCUGCUAGCCUGUCAACAGCUGCCAUGGCAACCAAUGGUAUGUACUCAGAAAACUUCACCUAACUCUGAGAAGCUUUGAUAGCUUAGGAAAAUUAGCCCUGUCUAAGAGAACUUCAGUAGCAUCACAUACUCACGUUGAUUGCAAACAGGGUUAAAAUGCUAUCAAAUGUGCAUUUUUUUCACACAGUAUUUCAGCUGUUUUAAGUACAGGCUUUAUUAAACUUAUUUUUUUAGUAUCCUAAAUAAUAUAUUUCUUAAAGAAAAAUGCAAUUUAUUGUAUUAUUAUAUCAUGGGCUGUGACGAAAUUAAAGUGUUUCUUUUCCUUCUGCAAAUGAAAACAAAGCUAUUGUUUGGUUUACUUGCUGGUUACGUUUGAAUUAAUUUGUCUUGCUACAAUGUAAUUUUAUUAUCAUUAACUGAAUGCGCACUUUACAGGAUUUUACAGGAAAAGAAAACAUCAGUUAAUUUAUGGAUAUAUAUUUAAAAUAAAAUAAAUAUUAAAGAAAAUGCUCUGAAAACCUGUAUAGAUCAACUAUGUGAAAAAAUUGGUGUUUUUAUGGAUAUUUUUCCUUUCCAAUUACAAUUCUGAAAUGUUGUUGGCCUUUCUACCAUUUGUUCUGUACUUUAAGUUAGUUCUCUUCAAAAGUAAAUUAAAUUUGAAUGUUCCUUUGUCACUACAAACAUUAUUGAACUCUACUUUCUAUUUCAUUUUAUCCCCUAUUCUGAAUGUUUCACGUGCACUGGUUUAGACUUUAAAAUAUACUAUUACAAAAAGCCUCUAUUGAGCUUGGUUCUCUACUACAUUAUACUGAUUUUACAACAGUGUAAGUGAGGUAACAGAGUAAAAAAUCAGGCCCAACACUGCUAAAUAAUUUCAGGCUUAAUCCCGUUGACAUUUCUCUUCACAGCUCCCAUAGGUUUCAAAUAUUAACAACUUCAAUGGGCAUUCUGCAUGAGUAAGGAGUGGGCUUCAAUAGAAUAUCUUUACCCAUUUGUGUUCCUUGUUUUGUUUUAAUGUUUCUAUACUGAGAAUAAUUAGAAGACUGAAAAAGAAGUGUUUUUUCUUACUAGAAUUUGGUUUUCCUCCAUCACAUAUGCAAACUGUUUUGCUGUUGUUAGAGGGUUCCUCAGGAAUGCUGGGCUCCUUGCAUUAUUUGGCUACAAUCUUAAUGAGGGAUGUCUGGGCAGAUCCUUACAUUUUGUGGAGGCCCACUGAAAAUAAUGAGAUUCUGCAAAUGGUGUAGGAUUCUACCUGCACAGAUUUAAAUGGCAGGAUAGUUAGAUUAUUUAAAAAGCAUCCAUAUUUUACUUUGAUAAAAAGGCCUAAUCAUGCAAACAUUUACUACCAGGUAUAGCAUGUGUUUCCAUUGAACCCAGUAGUAUUCCGUGUGGGAGUAAAAUUACAGCUGUUGCUACUAUCUGCAAGAUUGCAUCCAAAUACUAGACAAUUACAUGAAUUUUACAAACAGGUAUAAGAAAAGCAAGGUACAGUCCAGUUUUAGAGCCUAUCACUGAAAAUAAAGGGUCACUAUUAGGUCAAAAGUUAUGUCUUCAUUAAGACACUGAGUUUCACCAGUAUAAGGAAUGAGUAAAUACUGAGUGAGGACUUUAGCAUUUGGCCCCAAACCAAAUUCCCUUAGAUGAUGAAAAAUGAAAUAAUGUUAAAAAUCUAAUUUAGUGCCUAUUGCGGCCUUGCACCAAGUGCAUGGUGGGAUGAGUCAUAGGAGCCUUCCCUGGUGCAAAGAACAAGUCACAUUUCAGUCUGCACUGCCUUCAGUGCAAUCAUUACUCACUGCUAGUGCAUGUCUAGGAGAUCAUGGUGUUUACCUGAAGCACAAUAUUUUCUGAAGCUUCUGAGUGGGUGAGUGCUUCUUCAUACAAUAUCCACCACUGGGCUGUGCUUUACAGACAUAACUGAGCAUUUAAUUUCCACUGUUUAUACUGUUUAUUUUCUGUAUUUUAUUCAGCUUAGCCAAUAAAAGCAGACUCCCCAUUUCUAGAAAAUUUCAUUUUCUGUCUCUAACAUCACUAUUACAAUGUUGCAUUGCUCAGGUUGCAAACUGAAGGGAAAUGUUGCAGUCUAAACAAGUGAUUUUAAUUAAUUGUUUUACAUUUCAUUAAAGGAUGUCUAUUUAUAUAUGGUUCUUUAAAACUUAUUAAAAUAAAAUCUAUAUUUUAGACCUAUGCUACCUCACAGUGUCCUUUUAAUUAAUUCAUCUAGGUAAUAGAGAAUUUACCUUUCCAUUAGAAAGCAAUGUACAAGACAUGGACAUAUGAUACUUGAUUUUUAAUCUCAUUAGCUCUCGAUAGUUGCUUAUGCUGAGAGAACAAUAGUUUUAGCCCAAGAAGCCUCUUUAAACAAAGAUGAUGAAAUGCAUAACAGACAAGAUGGAUGUCUCUGGCUCUUCAUAAAUAUCUUUGACAAUUUGAUUGCUACUGUACCUGAUCCUGCAGCCUUGCUCUUGCAAUAUUCCCAUAGACUUCAAUAAGCUUUGCCUGAAUAAGGACAACAGCCCCCUAGUUUGCAGUAAUAGAUUUGCAAGAUAGUUAAUAAAUAGAUAUCAACUAAGAGAUAAAUUUUAUUGUUGGUAGACAUCAGGAUUUAACAAUUUCAAGACCAGAAUUUAUAGCACCCUGCUGAUAUCUAGCUACUGUCUGAACUGAAAUGCAGUAUUGCUUACUAGGGCUGGAGGGGGGAAAUUAUUCCACUUCAUGAAAAAAAUUAAGACUUUGACAUUUGUUUUAGUUCCACAUCAGAGAAAAAUGAGAACUUGUGACAUUUUUCAUGAAAAAAUGAGAGACACACACCACCACUACCCUAGGUUAACUCAGCCGUUAGGGCUCUCAUCUGGGAUGUGGGGGACCCAAUUUCAAGUCUCUGUGCUCUGAAUCAGCAGGCUGUUGGCUAUUUUGGGGUGGGGGGUUCUCUCUCUCUCCCACCCUGGAUCUGAGAAACAUUUGCAAUCUAACAGCAUUUUUGAGGGAAAAAAACCUUUCAUCUAAAAUGUUUCAACCAGCCUCUGCUAUUUAAUAACUUUUCAACAGCAUCUGAAAAGUGUCCAGUGACUUUAAGCUUCUGUUAUAGAAUAUUUCCUUAGUUUGUGGCUACUGUGCCCAUUUUUAUAUACAGUAGGACAAAAAAUCCUCCAUUUCUAUGCCAUUCAUCCAAUCAUGUACUGUAUGUAUGUAAUUGGUGCAUAACGGUGCAUUAUAUUUUGAAUACAUAUAAAUGUUUAUGUAAAUAAACACAAGAGAAGAAUGUUUGUUGUAUUUUGAAAAAUUAAAAUGUGAAAUUGUGCUCUAAUGUUUAAUUGUUAUCUUAAAUCCCACUGCUAGCCAAGCAGAUUAAAGCACUCAAAUGCCAUCAGUUCCUUUAUAAACUGGAAGUUUGUCUUAAGUUAUUGGAGUGGUUUUUUUGUUUGGGUAAAUUUUAAGAGAACUAUGUUUGCUGAAGGUUAAAAAAAUAUUAAAAUGUCUUGUUAGAGUCAGACAAAGCAGAACAGCACCUUAAGGAACUUUAUGACCUAAUAAAAACAUGGAAAUUAUGAUCAUUCUACCUUUCAACUGAAGGUGUUUCUCUACAACAGAAAUGUAUUUUGUUUGAAUGAGCGAUAAAUAUCUGACUGUAAAUAUCUCCAUUCCAGCAACAAGCUACUUACAUUAUUUAUCAGCCUAUCAAAUUCAUUUGACUCAGGGGAGUAUUAUAAAGGUAAGAUUACUAAGUGCCAUAAUAAACUACCAUAUAAAGGCAGUUUACAUAUAAAUAAAUUUUACCUCAACUCUUUGACUACAGCGCCAUCGUGUGGUAGUUUUUUAAAGUGAAUAUUAUCAUAAACAAUCAAAAUGUGUUGUACCAUUUAAUGCUUUGCUUCCUGCCAUGUGCAUAAAACAAACACCUUCCUAAAACAUCAGACUGUUAAUUAUACAGUACAUAUGAUUUUAUUUACAACUGUAAUGUGUGUUAAAGUAGGAUGGUUUUUAAAGUGCCCUCUCAAACCCCAGUGAUAAGCACAUGAGCUUCACCAGGCUUUGUAAUGUGCAGCUAAAAAUAUCUAGCUGCAUCUUGUUCACAAAUUAUCCAAUUAAGGAAAAAAGGCUCCUUUACUCAUUAACCAGUGGGGCACCACUGGGAUAACUGUAUCUGAUGGAAACCUUGGUUCCAAAAAUCAUCCCAUAAAAUCCUACUUGUUCGUACUAAGAUAUUAUAGCAUCACUAUGUUGGGCAGAUCCUACUUUCACUUACUCCAGUUUCACACCAAUGUGAUUCCAUUGACCUCAGUGGUAUUACUCCUGAUUUAAACUGCUGUAACGAGUCAAGAAUGAGACCCAGUACCUAUAUUUCACAUACCCAUUCUGAUUUCCACCACUGCAGCUCAAUUUUCAGUCUUUCAAAUCAGUCUUAUCAUCAUCUUCAUUAUUUAUGUUACAGUUGGGCCUAGCAAUGUCAAUUGGGACCAAGGUCUUAAACAAAUCCUGCUUGUUCGCACUAUAAAUAGGCUGCAGUUUUGUGAAACAAAAGGGUUCUGGUUUAACAGAAACAGAGCCAGCACUAGGCAUAACCAGACUAAGCAAUUGCUUAGGGCCCUUGUGAGCAGCUCAGGGGAGCCCACAUUCGCUUUUUAUUAUUUGUGGGUGGGUGGGAGGCAAAAUAUUCCUGCUUAUGGCCCCUACUGGGGUAGCACCACCUCUGAACAGAAGGCAACUAAAGUAGACAAUUCAAUAGGCAGUAGUAGUUCAAAAUAAUAGAAUCCAAAAUCUGAAUGACGAUUGCAGUCUUUAAUUGUUGCUUUCUGCAUGGAUAAGGAGUUUACUCUUCAAUAAGUACAAUAACCAGGUAUUAUUUUGCAACUAAUUCAUCACUGAAAAAUUCAUAUGCACAGUAUUCCACAGUGCUACAAAUGGACAAGAAUACAGGUAUUUGGCUUUUUCAGUCACUAAUAAAAAUCAGCUUUUACAGUCCAGCAGCAUGGGUUCAUUAUAAUGAAUUCAGAUGUAGAUAAAUUCCAUUUAGAAUUAAAUAAAAGUCCCAGAUUGUUUCAAUGUUAUGCAAAGUGCAUAUUGCAACUCCAGUAUCAGUGAAUGUUUACAUAUAGUUAUGUAGUUCUGUGGGAGUGUAGGAGGAGAGAGAGGAAGACUGCUUUACUGUAAGAAGUAGUCAUGGUACCAGAAUUCCUCUUUUUUUUUUUUAAAUGCCUCAAUUGAGUUAACACUUAUUAUGUAGUUUGCCCUGAUUGUUGAAAGAGAAUUCAUCUGGUUCAUCCAUCUGGCAGUUUCAGCUGUAAAACAAGAGAUGUCUGGUCUGCAAGUUUAUCACUGCAUGAUUUCAGGGGACAACUGAAUUCUUGAACGGCUGAAAAUAUGGCAGAUGAUAUUUGGCAGGUUUCUGUGCUGCAGUGAUGCUCUUUGGGGUGCAUAACCAAUUUGUUACAGUACUUACCACAUGGCACAUAAUUAUAGAUGACUUUAGUAUUGGCAUCAUGUAUCUUGCAAACAGAACAAGAUUCCAGGAACAACUACUUUAAGGUAUGCUUGAACCUCAUUCUAUGAGACACUGAUAUUGCUACUUAGGUCACAGCCAUUUUAUCAGAGAGGCCUUUAUUUCACCUGAAAAUGUAAACUGUUAUAACAAUGAUUCUAACAUAGCAUGAUAAAUAUGUCCAAAAAUUUAUUAAUUUAAUAAAAUCUUCACAUACUUCAGUAUCACCAGGAAUCUUAAAUUCAUAGAUUCUAAGGUCAGAAGGGACCAAAUAUAAUGAAACGCUGAGAGGACAGAUUCUUUCAUUUGAACUCAGUGGGACUGCUCACAUGUAAAGUUAUUCACAUGCUUCGGUAUUUGCAGGAUUGGAGCCUUUCACUUGUGAAAACCAGGAUUAACUCCAUUUAAAUCAGUGUGAUUACAUCAGUGUAAAACCAUUUCUAGACUAAGAAAUUGUAUCUUGUUUAAAAAUGUGUUAAUAUGUUUUAACUAGACAAGGUGGGUGAGGUAUUAUCUUUUAGUUUAUCUUUUAGAACUCUUCUUCCGAAACCUGCGUAAGCUCAAAACUUGUCUCUUUCACCAACAUAAAUUGGUCCAGUAAAAGAUAUUACCUCAGCCACCUUGUCUCUCUAAUAUCCGGGAACCAACAUCCCUCCAACAAUACUGCAAACAACAAUGUUUUAACUAGCAAUUUUGUAAUACUAGUAUAGGCACUCAGGGGUAUUCAGGAACUACUCUGCAUGUGCUCAUUUGGGCAAUAAUCACCCAAAGGAGACAAGGAAGGAUGAAGAGGAAGUGGGACAUGGCCCUGUCUCCCCUCCACACCAGGUGACAGAACUUGUGGCAGUGGAGAGAGGAGUAAACUGUACCAUUCUACAGGAUGGUUCAGCAUACAUGCUUAGGAUCUAGGGUGGAAGCGGGGCAAAAGGAGAAUAGAUACAUAUCAAUAUUUAAUCGGGCUGUCGAUUAAUCGCAGUUAUCUCAAAAAAGGGGGAUAACAAAAAAAGUUGCGAUUAAAAAAUUAAUCUUGAUUAAUCACAGUUUUAAUCAUACUGUUAAAUAAUAAUAGAAUACCAAUUGAAAUGUAUUAAAUAUUUUUGGUAGCAUGUCCUGUGGAAUGGUGGCCAAAGCAUGAAGGGGCAUACGAAUGUUAAGCAUCUCUGGCACACGAGUUGGUGGGUGGCCAGGCUACCCCUUCGGUCUGAGGCCCCGCCCCUCCCUCUCCCUUACCCCCCAAGCCCAGAUCCCCCUCUCCUCCUAGAGCACCUGGUGAAGAGCGCGUGGCCCCCUCGAGCACCGGGCUGGCAGCCUCCCCCCAGCUCCAGAGCACUGAGUGAUGCACAGCCUCCCCUGGGCAGUGUGCGACCCCACGCAGUACUGGGUGGGUGGCACAUGGCCCCUCAGGAUACUGGGCAGGCAGGCAGCCCCCCUCCCACCUUAGAGUACCAGGUGGGCGGCCCCAGCACCGUGUGGCAGGUGGUCCCCCCAGACCACUGGGUGGGCAGACAGUGCAUGGCUCAGUCCACGAGAGCACUGGACAGGUGAACGGGACCCCCACACACACCUUGUCCCUCUCAGAUUUUGGAAGGCACUUCAGAGUCUUAAACCUGGGGUCAAGUGCUGU
Messenger RNA from Dermochelys coriacea (leatherback sea turtle), 9225 nucleotides. It is a transcript of the gene HTR2A, whose product is annotated as 5-hydroxytryptamine receptor 2A. Gene Ontology annotation, cellular component: plasma membrane; dendrite. NCBI's taxonomy places the organism in Eukaryota, Metazoa, Chordata, Testudines, Dermochelyidae. The transcript has 3 exons. Gene Ontology annotation, molecular function: G protein-coupled serotonin receptor activity; neurotransmitter receptor activity. The record is from RefSeq and is a predicted model, not a curated record. Gene Ontology annotation, biological process: G protein-coupled receptor signaling pathway, coupled to cyclic nucleotide second messenger; chemical synaptic transmission. The coding region runs from base 652 to 2124 and encodes 490 amino acids.